CAGACUGGACAUGGCCUYGAYUGAAGUUUCUCCUGACAUAGCUUCAAACAUCACUUACAGCAAGAUCUUCUUGUCCAAGCACCUUCCACCAGGUUGCAUCAUAUAUGGUGGAAAUUGCAGCGUUACUAUAACAAAUGAAACCGAAAUUUGUGUCGGAGUGAACAGCACGGAGCUGCAGCUGCUUCUCUCCAGCGGCCAGAUGGACAGACGUUUGUGUGACUUUGCCGUUGAGCAAUUUGCUUGUGCCUCGCUGUCAGCGCUAACCRCAGAACAUCUGGCUGCGUUGCUAAUGUGUAACCGCUCGUCAAACUCCAGCAGAUCCAGACCCAUCUGGAAGCUUCUGCUCUCCAAAGCCUCUCGUGUGCUCGAUGAAGCUCUGGAUCUUCUCGCCAACAAGACUCUGGACCCCAGAAAUCCUGCAUUGUCAGUGGUUCUGGAUUCCAUACGUGAAAUCCGAUUGGACGUCUUAGACAUAGUCAGUAUCAACCAGCCUGACUUCAUCCAGCUGUGGUUCAACCGCCGACUACGCCCGCUCCUGUCGGCGGUUUCCCCGGACUUCCUGUCAUGUUUUGUCACAAGGGGAUUGAACUGCACCACCUACCAACACAUUCUGCAGAUUUUGAGUCAACUCCGGCCAAACAUGACUUUAGCCAAGCAGAAGUCCAUCUACGUGUACUUCAUCAAGGUUUUCCUGACCAGGAACAACACUGAAGACCCGAGCUGCAGUUUCAACACCAAAAACUCUGGAGAAUGGCUGCAGAAGAACUUGGGAGGUUUCUCUGACUUCCUCUCCUUCUCUGAACUUCAGAUGCUCUAUGCCAACUUCUCAGCGUUGCAAGCGUUGCCAGCGCUGACAGUCGUACAGCUGGCUCAGAUGUCCUCCACCCCUGGUCAGCUCAAAUCUGCUGCCGAGGUCGACAUGGUGAUGAAAUACGUCCCCAGCCAACAGCUCCCUGCCUUCUUUGAUAGGUUCUCUCCUGCUAUCAUGGCCCAUGUGGACAAGAUCCCCUCUCCGGUGAGGUCGGCCAUGUUACAGGUUGUGUUCGAUCGUGCAAACCUCUCCAAUGACUCGGUGGGUGACUCAGUUGUGAUGACGUGGCUCAACGUUCGGCUGCCGCCGCUGCUGGUCGGGCUGUCGCUGCGCCACAUUGCACCGUUCUUCAAAAUACUGACAGGAAGGAACUGCAGCGUCGAGGAGCAGGGAGUCAUGAACCUAAAUUCAGAGAUGUCAUCUCUGAGCAAUGAGACGAAGGGAGAAAUCCACAGCCACAUCAUUCAGAUGCUCAGAGGACCAAAACCUCUCCAAUGCUACGGCGACAACUACAACCGCAGUUACUACAGCUUCCUGCAGAGCAGGUUCAUGGGAUUCCAGUUCCCCAACCUGACCACCUUCCUGUCGCUCAUGCCUCACAACAAGAUGCCACAGUUGGUGAACUCCAUGCCUCCAUCGGCUCUUGGAGAUUACCUCCGUCGUCCUGACAUCGUCGACAGUGACGCGCAGCUCUGUGUCGUCUUCAACAGCUACACCCAGACACCAGAGUUCCUGGAGAAAGAGUCUCUCCCGGAGGCGGUGAGGCGACCCACGCUGCCUUGCGUCUGGCCGAUGGCUCUCAGCAGCUCCAAGAGGUCAGAGGUCAACGUCUGGUUUGACCGAAGCCUCAAGAACUACUUGGUCUUCCUCACAAAGACUCUGAUCAGCCCCAACAUCACACACAACGCCACCUGUGUGGCCUUCCAAAAGCUCGUCUCAGUUCUUGGUGACUACAACUACACUGCUGUGGACUUUAUGAGGCGAGAUGUGUUCACCAGCAUCAGGGACUACCUCAACUCAGCGACGGUGCCCAGAUGUUACAACUCCAGCAACCCAGAGCUAAACUCUACAGCCUGGUUUGCCGACUACAUCGGCUCCUUCACUCCUUUCCUCACUCUGGACUAUCUCCUGGCCUUUGGAUCAUCGCAGGUUAUCCAGGUGUUCACAGUGAAUCUGCAGAACAUCGCCCUCUUCAACCACUCCGUGUUACCGCUCAACUUCACCAACUACUACACUGAGCUUGUGUAUCAGCAGGACAGCAACUUCAAUCCCAUUCAUCUGCCUCUGGUGUUUCGCUGCGUCGCUCCAGGUGGAGCGUUUAGUCAGCUGACUGAAGCGCAAAGUGUCGCAGUACUGAGCAACCUGACCAAUGUCUGUACGGACCUGGAUCCACAGAUUUCUGCAGCUUUGGCGAGUAACUUCGGUGACAACAUUGAUUCCACGAAUAUCGCUGCCCUCGGCAAUGAAAGCAGCAGCCUGUCCACAGGCCAGAUCAAGAUGAUAAGUCCUGAGGCCCUGGUUGCUUCGCUGAGCAUCCUCAGCACAGUGAUGGGCUGGAACGAGGGUCAGGCCAAGGCCAUUAUCCAGUCCAUUAUGUCGUCAGGGAAGCUAGAGAUCAAGGACUCAUUGUCGUUGCUCAUGCUGGGCUCUCUUGUUGUGGGUGUUCCCACCAAAGUGUUCACCAGCAUCAACGGCUCCCAGCUUAUCACUACGUCUAAAGAUUCUGCUUUCCUGGUGAACCUGAUGUCCGCUCCACAGAUCGUCCAGCAGAUCUUUGUGACUCAGAUCGUGGCGGUGAACACCAACAGUGAGGUGAUCAUAGAGAAUGUUCCGGAUGAACUGGCCACUGAGAUCCCUCGAGCUCUGCUGCUGGGCCUCUCCAACAAUGGCAACGUUAUCAAAAAGGUCAACAAGAAGAAAUGGAAGCGGCAGCAGGUGGAGUUAUUCUUCAGUGUAAUAGCUACGGAAACUUCAACUGCGCAGCUGGGAGGUGUGAACAAUUUGUCCUCGUCUGUGCUACAAGGGUUCACCUGCACUGGAGUGAGGACCAUUCAAAAGGUGCAGAUCAAGAAGCUGGUUAAAGCCUGUCGCAGAAAAGGCAACAAGAAGGUCAAACUGGUGGAGACUCAGCUGACGUGCAUGUACAACUACAUUAAAGGAGACUCAGACGUCACCAGCUUCGACCUCUAUCCUCCUGACCUGCUUCUGUACUAUAGUUACUCUCUGGUGCCUCAGGCCAGCUGCAGGUCGUAUUUUCAAGAGCUGGCGGACGCAGACUUCGAAGUCUUCUCCUCCGACCUCAGCUACAAACGUACGGCUCUGUUUGCUAACGCCAGGAGCUGCCUGGGUAUCACAACCACAAGUUUGACUAAGGAUAAUAUAAUGGUGUUGGGAAACAUGUGCUGCACUCUGGAUGGAUCCUACAUCGAGAACUCGGACUCAUACAUUCUGGAAAAACUCAAGAACUGCCCAGACCUCACUGAAGCUCAGGCCUCUGCAGCUCAGACCCUGCUGCUGAGCGGGAAAACACAGUACGGAGCGACGUCAACAUGGGAUCAACAGACUCUGGAGGACCUCGGCAUGUUACCGCUGUAUAUGACCUCAGCUUUCUACGAUGAAUUUGACAAAAAAACAAAGCGCAAGUUCUUAAGGGACUUCCUGAAACUCCUGACGCGUAACAGAGUGGGCAGACAGAAGAGGAGGAGGAUGAGGAAACAAAUAAGAAAGUCCAAUCGAAAGAAGUCAAAGCGAUCCAUAGCAUCGGAGUGCACUGUGGGAACAAUCACUCAUGUGACCAUUAGCGAUGCGACGUUCCCCUUCGAUUAUGACGACGUGACCCAGUUCAACUGCUGCCUCAGCGCGGAGACUGUUAAAGACAACCUGGACGCCAUCACGCAGAAGGUGGAUGAUGAGGCAUACCUCGCUAUCAUUCUCCAAAAGCUGCAUGAGGCGUAUGCUCACAACACCACCAUCCCAGAGGACCAGGUUCAGCUCUUGGGUCCAGCGUCUCGUGUGGCCAAUGUCAGCGACAUAAACAAGUGGAGCAUCACUCAGGUGGACACGCUGUCUGCUCUGAUGGACUCGUCUAACGGGGACUGGGACUCGAGCCUGGCCAAGGCCGUCAUCUCCAACUAUCUGAGUAAUGCAGGGAAUGAACUCGGCAGUGCGGAGCUCAACACCAUCGGAGGAGUCAACCUGUGCGUGCUGGAUGUUGACGUUUUGAAGAACAUUUCCAUACAAAGCCUCAGAGACGCCGACGCCCUCAAUGUGUCCGCCUGCACCAGAGAGAACAAGAAGGAACUGUUCACCAUCGCCAGACAAGCGUUUACAGACGUGACCCGCACAAACCUCAUCUCCUUAUCCAACUACCAGCUUAUUUCUGCUUAUCUUGGGGGCGCUGAUUUAUCAUUUAUCCAAAGUUUGGUGAGCUCCAAUGUCAGCAUGGACCUGGCCACCUUCACCAGUCUGGAUGACAGCGUUAUAAUGAAUCUGACCGUUAGUGACGUUCAAAAUCUUCUUGGCAGCAACCUGGGAGAUUUGAAGUCCUAUGAAAACCAAACGGUGGUUCAGACCUGGAUCAGGAGUCAGCCCCAAUCAGAGCUUGAUACUCUGUCAGUUGGACUCACGGGUGGGAAGGCUGGCACCAGCACCACAACCGCCAACCCUGCUACAGCCAUCACGGACUCAAGCAGUGUGUCAUCAUCAUCCUCCCCAUCGCCAACAUCCUCCCCAUCGCCAACAUCCUCCCCAUCGCCAACAUCCUCCUCAUCACCAACAUCCUCCCCAUCGCCAACAUCCUCCCCAUCGCCAACAUCCUCCUCAUCGUCAACCACUACUGUGUCUGGAUCCACCAGCUCCACUUCGACUUCUUCUACCACCACAGGUCACGGUUCCCGCAUCGGAGCAGACGUUGGCUUCUCCCUCUUUCUCCUCCUCGUGCUUUUCUUUGCUUCUGAGCACGUUGUGAUGUGAGGAACCUCGACCGAAGCAGCUGAUUAUAUGAAAGUCCAGAUUGGUUGAGUGGAAAAUAUGAAAUAAUGUUUUUAUUUAUCUCUAAUAGAAAUAAAAGGUGAGGCUGCUGAGGUUAUAUAACGGCUGCAUAUUACAUUACGAUUAUUACACAUUAGAUGUAAAUAAUAUAUUCUGUUCUCUGUGGGAAGAAUAUAUAUUCUCUCAAACCUUUCACAUGAAUAAUUUUACGAGCUCUUCCCCUGAAGCUUUAUAUUUUUUAAUUAUUGAAAAGAAGGAUAAACUAAAACAAAUGAAGGUGACCGUUUCUGCUGCAUUUCUUUUGCCUUAAUCUUCACUGUUGUGUAUUAAUUUUGAGACAGCACUUUCUUUCCUGUGAGCUUUAUGAGAUUAAUAAUAAAAUAGAUAAUGUUUUGUCAAUGCACAGUCUUCAGGACUCAUUCUGAGCUCUGUCACAGUUAACUGAGGGAGAAAAGAGUAAACGUUGUCCGGUCAUUUUAACACAAACGCUUAGAACCAAUAGUUACACGCAACAUGGAUGUAUAAGUAAAUCUGACGACAAGUAACAAGGCAGCAGUUCACAAGUGAAUAAAAAGCAUG
Molecule: messenger RNA, 5380 nt
Organism: Paralichthys olivaceus (Japanese flounder)
Lineage: Eukaryota; Metazoa; Chordata; Actinopteri; Pleuronectiformes; Paralichthyidae
Source: RefSeq, a predicted model, not a curated record